Messenger RNA from Botrytis sinoallii, 1050 nucleotides. RefSeq lists its product as uncharacterized. Bases 1 to 1050 code for a protein of 349 amino acids. The record is from RefSeq and is a predicted model, not a curated record. Lineage: Eukaryota; Fungi; Ascomycota; Leotiomycetes; Helotiales; Sclerotiniaceae. Gene Ontology annotation, molecular function: ATP binding; ATP-dependent DNA damage sensor activity; double-stranded DNA binding. The transcript has 3 exons. Gene Ontology annotation, cellular component: condensed nuclear chromosome. Gene Ontology annotation, biological process: reciprocal meiotic recombination; chromosome organization involved in meiotic cell cycle; DNA strand invasion.
AUGACUUCAGAAGAAAUCGAAGCCUCUCAAUCUGGGGACGAUGGAGGAAUGGGAGGUCCUGGUGCACCAACGCCACUCUCUGCCUUAGAGGGAGUCGCAGGUCUAACUAAGAGAGACAUUCAAAUGAUCGUGGAUGGUGGUUACAAUACUGUAGAGUCUGUCGCAUACACCCCGCGGCGAAUUCUAGAACAAAUUAAGGGUAUCUCUGAACAGAAAGCCACAAAGAUCCUUACGGAAGCAUCGAAAUUGGUCCCUAUGGGUUUCACAACCGCCACCGAAAUGCAUCAACGAAGAAGCGAAUUGAUAUCUAUUACGACCGGUUCUAAGCAAUUAGAUACACUUCUGGCAGGUGGAGUAGAAACAGGAUCUGUGACCGAAAUAUUUGGAGAGUUCCGUACUGGAAAGAGUCAAAUUUGCCACACUCUAGCAGUUACCUGUCAAUUGCCAUUUGAUAUGGGUGGCGGAGAAGGCAAAUGUUUGUAUAUCGACACGGAAGGCACAUUUCGUCCUGUACGUUUACUUGCGGUAGCCAAUCGAUACGGCCUAUCUGGAGAAGAAGUUUUGGACAAUGUUGCAUAUGCAAGAGCCUACAACUCCGAUCAUCAAUUGCAACUUCUUAAUCAAGCAGCACAAAUGAUGUGCGAAACUAGAUUCUCUCUACUUAUCGUUGACAGUGCCACCGCACUUUACCGCACAGAUUUCACAGGAAGAGGUGAAUUGUCUUCUCGACAAAUGCAUCUAGCAAAAUUUAUGCGCAUGCUUCAACGGCUAGCCGAUGAAUUUGGUAUUGCUGUGGUAAUCACAAAUCAGGUUGUUGCACAAGUUGAUGGAGGACCAAGUGCUAUGUUCAAUCCAGACCCCAAGAAACCUAUCGGAGGUAAUAUUAUUGCACAUGCAAGUACCACUAGAUUAAGUCUCAAGAAGGGUCGUGGAGAGACUAGAAUUUGCAAGAUCUACGAUAGUCCUUGUUUACCAGAGAGUGAUUGUCUUUUCGCUAUCAAUGAAGACGGUAUUGGAGAUCCAAGUCCAAAAGAUCUAGAGAAGGAUUAG